Molecule: messenger RNA, 1088 nt
Organism: Toxotes jaculatrix (banded archerfish)
Lineage: Eukaryota; Metazoa; Chordata; Actinopteri; Toxotidae
Gene: gpr3
Product: G protein-coupled receptor 186
Exons: 2
Coding region: 96-1088 (330 amino acids)
Biological process (GO): G protein-coupled receptor signaling pathway
Cellular component (GO): membrane
Molecular function (GO): G protein-coupled receptor activity
Source: RefSeq, a predicted model, not a curated record
CUUGGAUCUUAUAAGAGAACAAAUCUGUUCAACUCCUGCAAAGGAACCACGGAAUCGUGUUAAUAAGGUUGUGUUUGUGUGACUGCUGACCGGCCAUGAUCCUGAACGCCUCUGACCUGGGCUGGGAUGAGUCCUCAGGUGCGGACCCCUUCUUCCCUGUGGACCAGCUGGAUGCCUCAUCUCCAUAUGAAGUCCCGCCUCUCACCGUUUGGGGCGUGGCCCUGUGUGUUUCAGGAACUCUCAUCGCCACUGAGAAUGCAAUCGUUGUAACCACCAUCUUGGCCACCCCGUCUCUACGCGCCCCUGUUUUCCUGCUGCUGGCCAGCCUUGGACUGGCGGAUCUCCUGGCAGGUGUCGCUCUGAUCCUUCACUUCCUCUUCCGUUUCUGUGUGAAGUCCAGUGAUUGGUCAGAAUUGCUAACCUCAGGACUGCUGGUGACAUCACUGACUGCCUCGCUCUGCAGCCUGAUGGGUGUCGCUCUGGACCGAUACCUGUCCUUGAGCCACGCCCUCACCUAUGGCUCAGGCCAGUCACGUCGCAGAGCUGCCGUCCUCCUGCUGCUGGUCUGGCUGGGUGCAUGUGUCAUCGGGGCGGGACCAGCAAUGGGAUGGCACUGUCUUAGAGACCCAGACUCCUGUUCAGUAGCACGACCUCUAACCCGCACUUACCUAUCGCUGCUGUGUGGUGGCUUCUUGGUGGUUGUCAUGGUAACCCUGCAAUUGUACGCUGGGAUCUGCCGCGUGGCAAGGCGGCACGCCCACGCCAUCGCCACCCAGAGGCACUUCCUCCCAACCAACCAAUCAUAUGCAAGCAAUCGCAGCAGCGGAAGGGGCUUCUCUCGGUUGAUCCUGGUCCUCAGUGUGUUUGUGGGCUGCUGGAUGCCUUUCUCCCUCUGGGGCCUGCUGGGAGAUGCGUCCAGCCCUCCUCUGUACACCUAUGCCACCUUGGUGCCAGCUGCAGGCAGCUCCCUGCUGAACCCCAUCCUCUACAGUCUGAGAAAUAAAGACAUUCGUAAGGUGCUGCUCCAGGCCUGCUGCCCCCACAGAUACACACUCAACACACACAUACACUACCCAGUGGAUGUGUAG